GUCUUCCAGUAACUCAAGACUACAAUGAAGCUUAUCCUCCAAGUCCUGACAACGCUGGCGUUUGCGGCAGGUGUCGCUGCUGCUUUACAAGAUGGCGUUCAACUGGGCGUGACUCGUGGUGGGCCUCAUGGCGAUGCGUACUCGGACCUGGAGAUCGUGUCGCCAGGCCAAACUGUGCAUUCCAUCACGAUCCGCUCUUCUGAUCGCGUGGACGCCGUCGGCCUCAAUGUGACGAGCCCGUCCGGUCAGAAUACCAUCCUGUACCACGGCGGCGACGGCGGUGACAAGGACACACGCUGGCUAGCGAAAGGGGAGCACAUCGUUGGAGUGGAGGCGCACUGGGAUAAGUACUACCGUAAAACGCGCCUCGUGUACAUCAAGUUCACCACCGAUAAGGGAAAUGAAAUCUAUGGCGGAACUAAAACGGAUGAUUUGAACAAGAAGGCUAGCGAGACCGCGCCAAAGGGUUUCCAGUUGGGUGGUUUUGUUGGUUACAGCGGCAAGGAACUGGACUCGAUGGGUCCCAUUUGGACGAGCAUCAAGCCGGUGAAAAAGUCUUGAAAUAUGCACGUGUCGACAGAUGAGUGAAGUGCAAUGACACUGGUCGAGAGGGCGAUUAGUUGUUUGCGGUGGGACUUCUACGACGUCAACUACGGGGUAGUAUGUGAACGAGCGAACACACAAUACAACAAAUAUGACCUCCGCAUUGGUUUCCUUAAACAGUAAAACUACAAAG
Phytophthora nicotianae INRA-310 is the source of this 736-nucleotide messenger RNA. RefSeq lists its product as hypothetical. The record is from RefSeq and is a predicted model, not a curated record. The transcript has 2 exons. NCBI's taxonomy places the organism in Eukaryota, Oomycota, Peronosporomycetes, Peronosporales, Peronosporaceae. The coding region runs from base 25 to 561 and encodes 178 amino acids.